AUGUCCCCACCAUUGGAAGAUUACCAAAAAAAUUUCUUAGAUUUAGCCAUUGAAUCAAAAGCUUUAUUGUUUGGUUCAUUUAAAUUGAAAUCAGGAAGAGUAUCACCAUACUUUUUCAAUUUGGGGUUAUUCAACACUGGUAAGUUAUUAUCUAAUUUGGCCACUGCUUAUGCCAUUGCCAUUAUUCAAUCAGAAUUGAAAUUUGAUAUUAUUUUUGGUCCUGCUUAUAAAGGUAUUCCGUUGGCCUCCAUUGUUUGUGCCAAAUUAGCAGAAAUUGGUGGUUCCAAGUAUCAAAACAUCCAAUAUUCUUUCAAUAGAAAGGAACCAAAAGAUCAUGGUGAAGGUGGUAACAUCGUGGGCGCUGCUUUAUCUGGUAAAAGAGUCUUAAUUAUUGAUGAUGUCAUGACUGCCGGAACAGCAAUUAAUGAAGCUUUCCAAAUCAUUGAUAAUGAAAAGGGUAAAGUAGUUGGUGUUAUUAUUGCAUUAGAUAGACAAGAAAUUGUAAACUUGGAUGAUGCUGAUAAUUUAAGCGCUACUCAAAUUGUCUCCAAGAAAUAUGAAAUACCCGUCUUAAGUAUUGUCUCAUUAGCAAACAUUGUUCAACAUUUGGAUGGCAAGAUCUCUUCUGAAGAUAAAGCAAAGAUUGAUGAAUAUCGUCAAACUUAUGGUGUGUGA
Molecule: messenger RNA, 675 nt
Organism: Henningerozyma blattae CBS 6284
Lineage: Eukaryota; Fungi; Ascomycota; Saccharomycetes; Saccharomycetales; Saccharomycetaceae
Gene: URA5
Product: orotate phosphoribosyltransferase URA5
Exons: 1
Coding region: 1-675 (224 amino acids)
Biological process (GO): pyrimidine ribonucleoside biosynthetic process; pyrimidine nucleotide biosynthetic process; 'de novo' pyrimidine nucleobase biosynthetic process
Cellular component (GO): cytoplasm
Molecular function (GO): orotate phosphoribosyltransferase activity
Source: RefSeq, a predicted model, not a curated record